This is a messenger RNA of Suillus paluster, 3165 nucleotides long. RefSeq lists its product as uncharacterized. NCBI's taxonomy places the organism in Eukaryota, Fungi, Basidiomycota, Agaricomycetes, Boletales, Suillaceae. Bases 99 to 3065 code for a protein of 988 amino acids. The record is from RefSeq and is a predicted model, not a curated record. The transcript has 6 exons.
GAUUCAUCCAACCGCAUGAAUUCCGUUUCUCUACUAGUAGCUUCUACUUACCCUUUCGUAGCGUUAGCUUCACGUUACUUUCAACUCUCCGCCACUGAAUGGCAGAACCAGAACCAGCUUCUGCUGCAUCAACAAGCUUCAGUCAACCCACAGCCCCUGCUCUAGCUAACCACACGACUUCCCCGCUUCCGACUCGCAUCCGCUUUCCAGACCAGUUCCUUGUUGCAACACCUCAUGGAGGGUCGUCGCGUUCAUCCAUGGGUUCUUCUGUUCUUCCUAUCACACCAACGAAGGCAGACCCAACAGAACUAGGGGACGGAAAAGGUCGUCCUCUUUCCAUGGGGGUCACUACUCCAGUCUUCCCUGAGAUCUCUCCUUCGAAGAGAUUUUCAUCUCGCAGCGCUGAAUCGCGACGCAGGUCCAAUAGAAUGAGUCAGAGCAAAGGCUUGUCUACUCUCAAGGACCCCUUAGUCGCUGAGUUCGAACCCUCAGCUUUCUCGGACGAAUAUGACUUGUCUCAUGAGGACCCCAAGAUCCUUCAAGACGUCCAACGAGCUCUAGAAUUGCAAUCUCGAAGGCGAGAUCGCAUGUCAUUCACCCCAUCGCAGCCAACUGUUCCUGAAGUUCAAACUCCUCUCGAGCUGGGGCAGGGUGCAUCUUUCCAACAACCUCCUCCAGUUUCCGCAUCUCCGCCAACUUUCAUUCGUCGUUCAGGUAUUCCUUUGGACAUUGAUUUUAGCCCAUCUGUUCAGGCAGCUCCCCUUCACCCUGUUCCCCUUUCUUCGAAUGGAGGGGCCACUUUGGACUGGAGUGGGUCCCAGUCUGAGGAAGAAAGACUCGAAAGACGUUGGUCAUUGGGUAAACGUAAAGGCAAAGAAAGACCAUCGUCUUCGAACAAAGCCAUAUUUGAGAAGCAAGACACUCUUUUUGCAGAUAGGAUUUCUAGGAUUAGAUCCAAAGCGAAACAGCCAACAUUCCGCAAGGCAGCUAUUGUUAGCAACCAAUUGGGACGGAGGUACAACCUAGUUUAUAAUUCCGUUUCGAACGAGGACCCCAUCAACCUGGCAAAGGCCGCACGGUGGUACGCUGACUCUGAUCCGGGCGCGCAAGCCUGGCUAGAUAGCGCUGAGCCACUCACUUGGCUCAAACACCUAUUAGACAAACAUGGCGGGAAACGAUCGAAAUGGCAUCUGUCGGCUUUGAUCGUGGAAGAAUGUAAUAAAUCCAACAGGAUAAAUUCUAGUUCACCUGUCAUUCGUGACGAUUCUACCUCUGCUCGGGGAGGAUCACUUCUCUCAGACGCGUCACUAAGUCUUCCUUCAUAUCCUUUUCAUCCGAUCAGAUCUUCCCCCUCGCUACAUCGUUCUUUCGGAGAUUCACUCAGAAGAAUACGCUCCUCAGAUGGCCAAAUAUCAUUCGAGCCCAGAAUUGACUCCGCUCGCAGCUCGAUAGACGGCGACUACAGGAGCGUUGACGACAAGAGUCGAGGAUUGCGCAACGUCAUCCCGGCUCUGGUUGAUGCCGCCCAUAGUAUCGCAUCUACAUCAUCCCCUUACCGUCGUGGGAGCUCUCCAGGCGGACUUUCACCAACUAGCAGUCGACGCCUUCCAUUUGUUCAACGGAUACGGCGUCGGCAGGUGGAGAGCGAUGAAGGAUCUUCCUCUGUCAUUCACUCGCAGUCAGAAGACUACAGUGGAUCGCCAAUUGGUGUCACUGGUCGUCGUCGCAAGAGGGGCAACCGGAGACAGCCUCAUGCGCCUUCAUCACAUCUACAGUCGCCCCGUGAAUCAGAAAUAGAGAUAAAUGCUCUUGGCGAGACGUUAGAUGUACACGAGGAGACUCCUGCACCUGCGGACGAUGCGUCGCCCUCUGAGCUGGCGUCAGACCGUGGGAUCGAGCCGCCUCCUGACAAGCCUGAAUCAGAGGUUCUCGCUACUGCACCGCGAGUAGUUCCACGUCAGAGACUGAUACAUCGGAUGUCCCUCCCUGUCACCGACGUAGCUGGGAAAGCGGAACGAAAGCGUCGCGAGGAAGCCGAGGAAGAGGAGCUAGAGCAUGAGUAUGAGAUGAAGUCGCAGAUGCUAGAUGACAUGAAGGCGCAGAACUAUCGGAUGCGCCAGAAAUUACAAAAGAUCGCUUCAGAGGUGCGGGAAUAUGACACGCUACGUACAAGGGUUGCCAACACGCAUGGAAUCCCGCAUCGAGGCCUACCUCAAGAGCUUUUAGAAGCUUUUAGCAUCGACCCUUCCUCGGUAACUGGCGGGACUCGGGAAGAGAGUGGUUGGAGGGCCGUCGAGGACAUACAUACUCGUGUUCUUCGGCAACGACAGGUGUUCCGGAUCUACCUUUCUGUCGUUAAGAAAGAUGUCAUGUCGGUGCCGGAUAGCUUACUUGAUGGAUCCAUAUCGUCGCUUAUGGGCGCGCUGGGUGAAAUAGGACAUCAGAGGGAGACUCUGGCGCACAAGGAGUUGGAAGUGGCUAGCGCUCUGUCCAAAGUCAAGAGUCUGCACACCCAAGUCAAGAAGGAGUACAACAAUGCCCUCGCGCACACGUCAGUUGUUUACCCAGAGCUCUCUCAAAUCAUCGCACUAGAGGAGAGCUACAAGGAUCAAUACCAACAUGUCUGGGAAUUCGGAAUGGACGCUUUGACAUUCAUCCUCGAUACCGUUGCACCAUUUUGGAGAAAUUACGGGAGGACCAUCGGCGAAGAUAUCAAAGAUUUCCUCAUCAUACCCUGGUACCGGAACGAGUUCACGGGAGAGUUGAAGCGGUAUGAUAUCUCGUCGUUUCCUAGUCGGUCCGUCGGCCACUGGUUCGCGCUCUUCUUCCUCUUCUGGUUCACAGUGGGCAUCACCUUUCUGCAAACGCGCGCGGCCAUUUUUUGUACAUUCAUCUACAAGCAUCCUUGGAUCGACAAUUCGGGUUUUCGAUGGUUGAUCAUGCCGUUCAUUUGGAUCUCACUCAUUAUCCUAUGGUUUGCUGUUUUCUUCGAGACUUGCAUUGUUAUUCUACAGCUUCGAGUCGUUGCUUGGUGGUUGGGUUGGUUAGUGGGCCUCCUCACCUGAGCUUCUCUUCUGCUAUCAUGUAUCCGCUGGUAUUUCGGACUAUGUAUAUUUCCAUCACUGUAAUUCCAUAUCACACACAAGUAUUCGAUGUAAACGUAAU